UUUACCCUCGGCGGGAUUUGAACUCAUAGCGCAAUGAGUUGAAACAAAUACUGCCAGGAUUUCAUCCAACGCUCUAACCACUAAGGAAUAUGGUUUCGUUGAUCAUGAAUAUCAACAAAAUGGUUGAGUCGAUUUAAAACCUGCAUUGUCUAUAUCAAGCAUGAGCAAACUGCGGCCCGUGGUAUUUUGUAAAUGACACACUUAAUUUCACGAGGAAAAUAACGUUUAUUAAAUUUACCUUGAAUUUUUUUCAGUCGUGCAACCCGCUUCUCGAAAAAGGGUUGCGUGUGCAUUGUCUAUAUUGUCCAGUUCAUUUCAGUUACCCUAUCAUUCUGGACUUAUUCCACUUGCUUUUAGGUUUUUUUAUGACUUCUACUGGGAGUUUUUGCUUGCUAAUUGUUUUGAUAAUUUCAGGAUGAAGUUUUCAAAUCAUUACAUCACAUAUAUGGAAUCUUAUCUCUGAAUUACGUGCACAGGCACUGCUUUGAUUCUUUACUCUUGUCAUGAUUACUAACCGAGUAGUCGAGGUAACGGGAAGUGGCUAUGUAGUUGCUCGACCUGCUAGAAAUAACAGCCAAAUUCCUUUCCCGUCACAUCCUACUGUCGUUUAAAAGGCGCGCGCACACACACACACACAAAGAUUGGAUAAUGCCAUCUAGCGUAUACUGUUAUUGAGAAAAUUAUGGAAUGGUUAUGACCGGAAUGUUUUUGAUAAUAGGCCUGCUUGCUCAGGGCCACAUUGCGGCCGAAGAACUGAUAACCGAGUGGAAAAGCUACUACAGAUUUAGUAGCGCGAUUUGGGAGUUCGUAUUCUGUUUAGGAAUUUGUGUUAAGCCGAAAAGGAAACACAUACCAUAAAAGGUUCACCAAAAUUUCCCAGAACACCUGAAAUUACUCUUUUAUAGAAUACUGAAUAUCUAUAUUCAUUCAAAUUGAUAGAGAAAUUACUAUUUUCACCAAGGAAAAUGUCUUACAAUAAAGGAGAGUGUAUUCUUUCAAAUAUAAAAUUAAAUCCUUAUCUAUGAUUCAAAACAUGAAAAACUUCCCUUAAUUUUGUAUAUUUAUGAAAUAUAUAUAUUUCUUCAAGGACUUGAUGUUAAAUCUUAAUGAUAAUUUUGAGGCACAAGAAAUCAGAUUUUUGUCUCUAAGUUUUGUUUAAGAUAUAUUCUUUUUCAUAAACCUAACAAAAUCUUUGUCAAUUUCUCUUUGCCUUCUAUUAUUUUUCACAUGAAAAAAGGCAAAAUAUGACUUUGCCAUAUGACUUCAACUAUAACAAGAUUGCUUCUCUUUAAUAAUAUUUCUAAAUUUAUGAUAUCCAUUCUGUUGUUAAAAAUAGACAAAUUAUAUGGCUUCCACUCAACAGACAAAAGAAGUUUUCAACCACCAUGAUGUACUCAUUAACAUGCAUUGUUUAGGCAGAGAAGCUCUAAACAACUGCAUUUCUAUAUCAAAGCAAAUAGGGUUCAGUAUUAUUGACUGGUUAGAGUUCCAUAACCUUCUUCAUUCAAACUUUGGUAUUGAUUACAAACAAUGUUUAAAUAGUGGUCAAAUUUUAUCUUUGAAUACAAAAUAUUUGAAUGAGUUCAGAAAAUACAACUUCCAACUGUUAUUGAUUGAAUCUUUAACAAAUAUAGAGAAAAAAACAUAGGAUAUGCCUAGAAUCAUAAACAAAAAAUGUUUUAAUCAUAUUUGUAAGAAAUAAACAAAAUAACUUUGAGUGCCAUGAGGAGAGAUGAGUUGUAAUAGCAUUCAUACUAUUUCAUAGAUAAGAUAUAUAUAACAUAAAUACUAAUGCUAAAUAGUAUGGUCUUGUUUUAGAUUGGUGUUGAUAAAUAUUGCUUUUGUGAGCUAAUUUUAAAAUAUGUAACAUGAAAAUAAUGGUAAUCCUCAAAAGCAAAAUGUUUUUAUAUUCACUGUUGUAUUUAGAAUUUUAUUGUAGAUUGUAAAACACAUAAAAUUGGUUGUAUAGAUUAGCAAGCUAAAGGUACCGUAACUAAUGUCCACCAACAGCCUCUUUCAAAAUAUUGAAACAACAAAAUUAUUAAAAAAAAAACAUACAGUACAGGAUUGAAAAACAAAGAAGCAAGCUGUAAAUCUAUAUCAUUUUACUGCAAAAAGAAAUAUUUCCUGGAAAGGAAGCUUGAAGGGGUAGUUAAUUUCGAAAGAUUUGAUUCUGUUCUUUUCACAAGAUAUGAUUCCAAUGAGUAAAUCUUCUAUAAUAUGUGUCCCAAACAUUAAGCUAAAAACUUGUUGAUUACAUGAGAGAUUGUGUUCUCCUUAAAUGAUAAACUAAACAUAUUUCAUGUUUAUAGACAUGUUAGAAAACUACAGAUACCAAGUCCCUAUGUAUAAAAGCUGUAAUUUGACAUAUCACAUCAAUGCCACAAAUAGAUCGUAAUUAGUGCUUUAUAAAUCAUUAAUUACUUUGUUUUUGUUUGUUUAUUUGGGGGUUUUAUUCACUUUGUAAGAGUUUCGUUCAACAUAAUUUACCUGAGAAAUUUACCUGUCUUCUUCUAUGCUACUUACCCGCCACCACCACUUGAAGUAUAUUUUAGUAUAUUUAAGUAUAAUUUCUCUAAUGUAAAAAGCAAACUAUUUGAUUUACUCUUUAUAUGUUAAUGAGUUAUUUUUUAAACCAUUUUUUAAUUUGAAAUAAAUAUCUUCUAAAAGAUAUAAACUCUGAUAUUUAUAAUUUUAUUUUAUUUUUAUUAUCAAUCAAUUAAUUAGAAUAGCAUAAACCUAAGUAAAUAUUUUACACACAAACAUUAUUCAUUCAUAUAUUUCAACCUAAUCAAUACUUUUAUUUAUUUAUUUAUCUAUUCAUCAAACUUGGUAUACAAACAAUAUUUGAUUUGUUUAAGUUAACUGUUUGUUCAAUUAAUUACUAUUUUAAUGAAAAGUUGAAAUAUUCUGUCAGUGAUUCAUUAAGAAAAAUGUUGCCACUUUAAACAUAGCAACUUGUGAGAUAAAUAAAGUGUUUAUAUAAAUCAUGUAUUCUGUCCAAUCAAUGUACAGCAGCAUGGGAAGUCAGUUCAAUUUUGAUUUCUGUCCUCCCACAAUGGGCUCACCAAAUAACCACCAGAUUGGAAAAUACUCACUCACCCCUAAUAAUCAUAACUUUUGCAACAAACGGACUUACAAAGGUGAUAAACCCUACCGAUGUGAUAUUUGUCGGAAAGGCUUCUGUCGACGUAGCAACCUUAGUAACCAUGAACGGUCUUCAGCAUAUGAAAAACACUUCUAUUGUAUGUAUUGUAGAAAGGCUUUCUCUCAGCGUGCUCAUUUGAAAACCCAUGAAAUAACCCAUACAGGACUUAAACCUUAUUCGUGUGAAUUCUGCUCAAAAACAUUUGCCCAACGUGCCAACUUUGAUAACCACCGACGCACACAUACAGGUGAACGGCCCUACCACUGCAGCUGGUGCUCAAAAGCUUUUGCUCAGUUGACAAACCUAAACAAUCAUGUACGGAUUCAUACUGGAGAACGGCCUUUUGUGUGUUCAAUGUGUUCCAAGGCAUUUAGCCAAGUUACAAACUUACGUAAUCACGAACGUAUCCACACAGGUGAAAAACCCUUUGUGUGCAUAUUUUGUGCAAAAGCAUUCAGUCAAGUAACACACCUUCGAAAUCAUGAACGUGUUCACACUGGUGAAAAACCCUAUACAUGUUCCACUUGUUCUAAAGCUUUCAGUCAACGUGCUAAUCUGGAUAAUCACAAACGUAUUCAUACCGGUGAAAAACCAUUUGCCUGUUUAGUAUGUAAGAAAUCUUUCUCACAAGUUACAAAUUUACGGAACCAUGAACGCAUCCAUGCAGCAUCAGGUAAUGCCCCUUUGAACAAAAACAGCACCACUGCUAAUAAAACCAACAAUUAUUACACUGAUGCAGACAGCAACAAUAAUAGUUACCGGAAACAUUAUAACAACCAACAAUCUCAGCACCAUCCCAUAAAACACCAUCCACAAAUCCAGAAUCCAAAUUCAUCGCCAGAUAUCCAGGCUAGCACGUCCCCUACUGAUCUCAAUGUUCGAAAUAUGCCCCAUCAACAGCAACUCCCGCCACCACCACUACCAUCAUUACCCCCUUCUUCUGCUACUGCCAUUCGUCCCCAGCCAAUAACCAUCCCAAAUUGGAUGACUCCGCCCUCCUAUGUACAACAAAUCACUCCAUCUUGGGAAAAUAGUUACAACUGGUCAUCUCGAAAUUUCCCAAUUGCUUCAUCCCGGUGGAAUUCCAGUAGCUCACAAAACAUUCCUAGUCUGCUGCCCUGUGGCAUUGGCCAAACCAACCAUAGUAUUGAUUUAGAUCCAAAACUGUAUCAAAGAACCUAAGAAGUAUAACCACUUUUGUGAUUUGUAAUGCUGGAAUAUUUAUGUAUUUAGAUAGAAUUUUAUUAAAAUAUGUAUAUUUUUACAUGUUCUAUUGAAA
This is a messenger RNA of Octopus bimaculoides (California two-spot octopus), 4427 nucleotides long. RefSeq lists its product as uncharacterized. Lineage: Eukaryota; Metazoa; Mollusca; Cephalopoda; Octopoda; Octopodidae. Gene Ontology annotation, molecular function: RNA polymerase II cis-regulatory region sequence-specific DNA binding; DNA-binding transcription factor activity, RNA polymerase II-specific. Gene Ontology annotation, biological process: regulation of transcription by RNA polymerase II. The record is from RefSeq and is a predicted model, not a curated record.